UUAUUACAUAAACAAAAAGAAAAAAAAAAAAGAAAAAAAAAACCAGCUAGCUAAGCUAUAAUAUCAAUCCACCGCUACCUGUGGCGUUGAAUCAGUUUCUCUCAAAAUUGCCAUUUUUUUCUAAAUUCAGCUCUUUGGAACUGGGAGCUUUGAGACUACUGGGAAGGGAAGUGGUUUGGUUUGGUUUGUUUGGGGUUGGCUAGGGCUUUUGGUUCUUCUUCUUCUUCUGCUUAUUUGGAAUUGGGGAUUUAAGGUUCAUUCUCUAUGAAUUUUGGAAGAUGAGUUGCUUUUCUUGCUUUACUCGUCGCCGAAACGAUUCCAGCAGGGUUGAGAUUGAUACUGGUACUCGAUCUUCAGGUAGUGGAAGAGGAAAAUCAAAUUCUGAUGGUUUUGGGCGAAAGGGUGUUGGCAGCCCGAAUAAAUGUGCGGCGCGUAGCUUCACGUUCCGGGAACUUGCUUCGGCCACUAGGGGCUUUAAAGAUGUGAAUUUGAUCGGUGAAGGAGGUUUUGGUAGAGUUUUCAAAGGCCGCUUGGAAUCAAACCAGGUUGUUGCCAUCAAGCAACUUAAUCAUGACGGCCUCCAGGGGUUUCAGGAAUUUAUUGUUGAGGUUCUUAUGUUAAGCUUGCUACACCAUUCUAAUCUCGUUACUUUAAUUGGCUACUGCACUGAUGGAGAUCAAAGGCUAUUGGUCUACGAGUACAUGCCGAUGGGUAGCUUGGAAGACCAUCUUUUUGAUCUCGAUCCUGAAAAGAAGCCACUGAGUUGGAAAACUCGAAUUAAAAUUGCUGUUGGUGCAGCACGUGGUAUUGAAUAUCUCCAUUGCAAAGCUAACCCACCGGUUAUCUACCGUGACUUGAAAUCAGCAAAUAUCUUGCUAGAUAAUGACUUUAACCCAAAGCUCUCGGACUUUGGACUUGCCAAACUCGGCCCUGUUGGUGACAAUACUCAUGUUUCCACCAGAGUUAUGGGCACAUACGGAUACUGUGCACCGGAGUAUGCCAUGAGUGGCAAAUUGACUCUGAAAUCAGAUAUUUAUAGCUUUGGUGUAGUCUUGUUGGAGCUCAUUACUGGACGAAAGGCAAUAGACAUCACAAAGAGACAAGGAGAACAAAACCUUGUUUCUUGGUCUCGUCCAUAUUUGAAGGACCGGAGGAAGUUUGCUCUACUUGUCGAUCCAAUCCUACAAGGGCACUACCCUGUUCGUUGUUUGCAUCAUGCAAUUGCUAUUACAGCAAUGUGUCUUCAAGAACAGCCAACAUAUCGUCCUCACAUUAGCGACAUUGUUGUGGCUCUCGAGUACUUGGCUUCCGAAAAGGACAUAUCAGAGCGUAAAAGGGAUGAGUUUCAUAAUUCUCCUUUGGCAUCGUCACCUCCAAUCCAGGGCAGGAAUGGUUUUACGCAGAGAUCAGACUCCAGAAUGAGUUCAUCCUCAAUUUAGUCUUUGUUUUGGUGCAGUUGCUGACUUUGAUCAAGUUUAUAGCCACUCCCAAGAGAAUAAAUUCUUAAUACCAGUGUCAUAUAUAUAUAUAUAUAUAUCUGUAUCUAAGAAUGAUUAUGGUUUAUAUAUAAAAUAUGUUUUCUCUUGUAAAUAUGUUAUUGGGGUUCUGAUAGUGUGGCGUUUUGAUGAAGCAUAAAUUAAGCAUAUCUCUCAGGUAACAUGAUAUCAUAAAGAGAAGAAGAAGAAGUUGAAGAAGAAGAAGAAGAAGAAGACGACGAUGAUGAUGAAAAUCAUGCUUUCUUGUAUGAAAGAUUAUUUAGUUUUUUCUAUAUAGAUUGUUUAACGUAAGUACUAGGAAGGACUUAUUAUAUACAAAAAUGAAAUAACACCAAUAUUUAUUUUCA
Molecule: messenger RNA, 1843 nt
Organism: Humulus lupulus (European hop)
Lineage: Eukaryota; Viridiplantae; Streptophyta; Magnoliopsida; Rosales; Cannabaceae
Product: probable serine/threonine-protein kinase PBL21
Exons: 8
Coding region: 279-1439 (386 amino acids)
Biological process (GO): protein phosphorylation
Molecular function (GO): ATP binding; protein kinase activity
Source: RefSeq, a predicted model, not a curated record